CUGACUCUUCCGAGCCAAUGAAGCUGGAAAAAACACAAUUGCGAUCGGAGUUGGCGGACUUGGCGGCGAUAUCGAAUAGUGGGAAAAACAAAGUCGAAGGCAGUACUGUCCAACUCGACCUUAAGCGGCACACAUAGUAUGGCUCCGACAACGACAACAAUAAUAUCAACACUUCAAACAACUUUCACACUCCCGCUCAUCACAGCAGGGUUGCUUUCACCAUGGACUAGUGCGUUCCGCCUUGGGAUCAACAAUGGCUAUUGUUAUCAGGCCUUCCUUUUUUCCAUACCACGGCCCGAAAGAAUUUCUGUUUGCAAAUUUUAUGUUGAUGUCUCCAUAUUGCAUUAUCGCCCGACUCGACGGACAUAGUAGGGUCGUGAUAAGAAUGGCAGCCGAUUGUGAACCUCAAAGUAUUCAGAUAGAAGGGGCCGCCCUCCAAGAGGAUAAAGAGGGCUUAGAGACAUUUGAAGUUUGUCGAGUAUCCAAGAACUGUGACCAUCCCUCAAGCACGCACGAGCUUCCUGAAGGUGGUCUGGCAGCUUGGGCCACUGCUUUUGGAGCAUUUUUGGUACAGUUUUGCUCGUUUGGGUAUAUAACUUCAUUUGGUGUCUAUCAAGACUUCUAUACCCAACAUUAUUUGACAAAUGAGACGUCGUCUGCUAUAUCAUGGAUCGGGAGCACGAGCGCGUCACUGCUCAUGAUCGUGGGCCUCGUGGCAGGUUUUCUGUACGACCAAGGAUAUUUUUACCAUCUCAUGAUCGCCGGAUCGUUCUUGCAGAGUUUUUCUCUAUUUAUGUUGUCUUUGUCAAAACCCGACCACUACUACCAAAUCUUUCUCUGUCAAGGCUUAGGCUUGGGGAUCGCGUCGGGGCUCUUGUAUGUCCCUAGCAUGGCUGUCAUUUCACAUCACUUUCAACGGAGGCGCACAUUGGUUAUGACAUUUGUUGCUGCGGGUUCAUCGCUAGGUGCCAUCAUUCAUCCGAUCAUGCUCAAUAACCUCCUUGACGGACCCCUCGGCUUUGCCAGUAGCAUCCGUGUGAGCGCAGGGUUGAUUAGCUCACUCCUCUUAAUUGCAUGUCUGUGCAUGCGAACUCGCCUUGAUUCACCAGCGACACCGGUGAACUACAUUGUGGUAGCUAGAAAAUGCAUUUAUGAUGUACCGUUCAUGCUCCUGAUAGUAGGGGGCUUUCUUCUUCGGGUCGGUUUCUACUACCCAUUAUUCUUCUUUCAACUGGAUUCUAUCAAACAUGGUAUCAGCGUUGAAUUUUCGUUUUACUCUCUAGUGAUUCUCAAUGGGUCCAAUUGCAUAGGACGAUUCACGUCGGGAUUCAUUGAGGCAUUCACAGGGGUUCUAAAUUUAACCAUAAUAUCGUCAUUUUCGUGCGGUAUCCUCAUUUUGGGGAUGAUCGGGUUGAGUAGCCUGGCUGGUGUCGUUGUGCUUGGCGUUCUUUAUGGCUAUGUUUCAGGUUUGAAUGUUGCAAUGGCGGCACCACUCGUGGCUACUUUAACGCCUGACCUCUCUGAGCUUGGUGCACGGAUGGGUAUCUGUCUCUUUAUUUCUGGACUCGGAGGUUUGAUUGGAACACCCAUAUGUGGCGCUCUGUUGACAUCUAAUUAUACCUGGUGGAUACCGGGUCUGUUCUCCGGGAUCGUUUCACUGGCUGGUUCCAUAAUGUUUCUCAUCAUGCGAUAUUUGUUUCUCAGAAGGCGUGUGUCCUAGGUAGCAACGCUGGGAGUAGUAGGGCCUUUCCGUAAU
Messenger RNA from Suillus bovinus, 1756 nucleotides. RefSeq names its product major facilitator superfamily domain-containing protein. The transcript has 17 exons. Gene Ontology annotation, molecular function: transmembrane transporter activity. Gene Ontology annotation, biological process: transmembrane transport. NCBI's taxonomy places the organism in Eukaryota, Fungi, Basidiomycota, Agaricomycetes, Boletales, Suillaceae. Gene Ontology annotation, cellular component: fungal-type vacuole membrane. The record is from RefSeq and is a predicted model, not a curated record. Bases 254 to 1720 code for a protein of 488 amino acids.